AUGCCUCAGAACGAGUACAUUGAAGAGUCCAUUCGAGUCAGUCCUGGCUCCCGUUCCAUUCAUGUGGUCACAGUUCGUGUACUGACACCUCUGGCUGCUUCGUCACCUCCCCUCCCCCAUCUCCCCAUCUCCCCCCCUCCGCCGACCUUUCACCUCCCACAGCGCAAUGGUCGUCGAAUGGAUCACGAAGAACGUACUCGUAAAAAGACGGCUCGUCAAGCGCACAAGCAAUCCCAAAUGGCGCAAACCUUACACGGCCACAAGGCCAAACUUCUCCACGCCCGUCGUUACGCCGAGAAGGUGCAGAUGAAAAAGACGAUCAAAGCCCACGAAGAGAGGGACGUUAAAACGAAGGACAAGGACGUCAUGCCCGAAGGAGCGUUGCCGACUUAUUUGUUGGAUCGGGAAGGACAGAAUGAUGCGAAGGCGCUCAGUUCGGCGGUGAAGCAGAAGAGGAAGGAGAAGGCAGGUAAAUUCGCGGUCCCGUUGCCCAAGGUCAGGGGUAUUGCAGAGGAUGAGAUGUUCAAGGUCGUCAAGACGGGAAAGACCAAGAGGAAGGGGUGGAAGAGGAUGGUCACCAAGGCCACCUUUGUGGGCGAAGUAAGGCAGAAUCGAGCAACAGUUCAAGUCGUGCUCGAGCUGAUCGGUUGGCCUUCUGUUGACAGGACUUUACCCGAAAACCGCCCAAGUUGGAACGCUUCAUCCGACCUUCCGCGCUCCGAGUCAAGAAGGCCAACGUCACCCAUCGUCAGUUCCGAAGCAGAAACACUCGGCAGACCUAGCCCACAUUGCUUACGCCUCCAUCUCACCUCUUCUCACAGCCGAACUGAAAGCCACGUUCCAACUGCCCAUCAUUGGCGUCAAGAAGAACCCCCAAUCACCGAUGGUCAGUGCUGCCGCAAAACACGCAGAUGAUUCAAAACGCCUCGGGAAGUUUCUGACCCUUUUCUUGCCGUUAUUUUCCGUCCACAGUACACGCAAUUGGGUGUCUUGACAAAAGGUACCGUCAUCGAAGUCAACGUCUCGGAAUUGGGUCUCGUCACGUGAGUUUCAGCAAUGUUGGGCACAAACCAAUUGAGUCGAAUCUGACCACAUUCCCCUUCGGUCGUUCCCAACAGUACUGGCGGUAAAGUCGUUUGGGGUAAAUACGUAAGCCUAUUCAUACUUUUAAAGUCACCGUAGCUCUCGAAAGCAACAUCACUGAUACCUAUUGACCCUCCUCAAUAAAGGCACAAGUCACCAACAACCCCGAAUUGGACGGUUGCGUCAACGCCGUGCUCCUCGUCUAA
Molecule: messenger RNA, 1289 nt
Organism: Microbotryum saponariae
Lineage: Eukaryota; Fungi; Basidiomycota; Microbotryomycetes; Microbotryales; Microbotryaceae
Source: the annotation of a GenBank genome assembly